AUGAGAGGGUUAGUGUUCAGCCCAGCGAAAGAAGAGCCCGAGUUAUCUGUUAAUGGGAAGCGGAUGAGAGUGGAGCACUCACAUAUCGGGAGACCUGGUGGAUGCUUUACAACGGAGGAGAUCGAACCCGGAGCCAGCGUCGAAUCGGAGCAGGGCCGAAUAGAGGAUGAUUCAAGGGCAAAUGGUGUCGAGGGAUGGGUCCUUAGACAUGGAUUCGGUUAUGCUUACAAACCCGUCAAAGGGGCGACGGGGUAG
Arabis nemorensis is the source of this 255-nucleotide messenger RNA. NCBI's taxonomy places the organism in Eukaryota, Viridiplantae, Streptophyta, Magnoliopsida, Brassicales, Brassicaceae. The record is from the annotation of a GenBank genome assembly.